AUGUAUCUAUACGCUAUAAUAUCUUCACUUAUUUGCAUCCAACUAUUAUCAAUAGUAUCGAUUGAUGCAAACCCAUUGAAUCCAGCUCUUUAUUCAGGUGCAUUCAUUCAAAGACCAACAUUAUUGGAUAGUGCAGCAACUUCGAAUGAAGAUAAUCAAAACGAAAUAUAUAUCCAACAUCCUCGAUUAUCAUCAUUCUUAAGGUUUGGCCGACAAAUGCCGUCAGCAUCAGCAUCGUCGCUUCGCUUUGGCCGUGGUGGACAAAUAGGUGGACAAGUCGGUGGAACAUUUCUUCGUUUUGGUCGACAAACUCAAAAUCCACUUUCGAGCAAUUUUCUCCUCUCCGGAAACAAAGGCGAAUUUUUAAGAUUCGGUUGA
Molecule: messenger RNA, 378 nt
Organism: Rotaria socialis
Lineage: Eukaryota; Metazoa; Rotifera; Eurotatoria; Philodinida; Philodinidae
Source: the annotation of a GenBank genome assembly